This is a messenger RNA of Phycomyces blakesleeanus NRRL 1555(-), 540 nucleotides long. RefSeq lists its product as hypothetical. Lineage: Eukaryota; Fungi; Mucoromycota; Mucoromycetes; Mucorales; Phycomycetaceae. The transcript is spliced from 6 exons. The coding region runs from base 1 to 540 and encodes 179 amino acids. Gene Ontology annotation, molecular function: 5-formyltetrahydrofolate cyclo-ligase activity. The record is from RefSeq and is a predicted model, not a curated record. Gene Ontology annotation, cellular component: mitochondrion. Gene Ontology annotation, biological process: tetrahydrofolate interconversion; folic acid-containing compound biosynthetic process.
AUGAAUUCAGCCGAGGCUGUUCAUCAACAUUUGUUUAAUUUGGAUGCAUAUAAAAAAAGCCGCCACAUUAGUGUGUACAUUAGCAUGCCUGGCAGUGAAAUCGACACUUAUCCCAUAAUUCACUCCAUUUUACGUGCUGGCGAAAAGGAAUUAUAUGUCCCGAGAUGCUCUCGUGAUUCAAUGGAAAUGGUAAAAAUAAAAAACAUGGAAGAGUUCCUUAGUUUGCCGAUCAACAAAUGGAAUAUUCCUGAGCCGCUUCAUACGACUAUUUUGGAGAACGCCCUAGAUACAAAUGGGCUUGACCUUAUUAUAGUUCCAGGUCUUGCAUUUGACAAUUCCCGUAAUCGUAUUGGUCACGGAAAAGGAUAUUAUGAUCGUUAUAUUGAAAAGUGCAAUGAGUGGGCUGAAAGGACUAAAAAUGCUUCACCAACAACAGUGGCAUUGGCGCUGAAUGAACAAAUCAUAGAAACCGGAAGAAUACCCCUUGAACAUACUGACAAAAAAGUCGAUUGCAUCAUUACCCCACAAGGCAUUAUUUAA